Messenger RNA from Odontomachus brunneus, 5158 nucleotides. Its product is annotated as probable protein phosphatase CG10417. Lineage: Eukaryota; Metazoa; Arthropoda; Insecta; Hymenoptera; Formicidae. The transcript has 6 exons. The record is from RefSeq and is a predicted model, not a curated record. Gene Ontology annotation, molecular function: cation binding; protein serine/threonine phosphatase activity. Gene Ontology annotation, biological process: protein dephosphorylation. Bases 148 to 2265 code for a protein of 705 amino acids.
GCGCUGGAAAACAGAAAGCCAAACCGGUCAUGAGAGGCUAGUUGUACGACUGCACCGCGCUUGUGAAUUCUGUUUUGUGGCGAAAUACUGCGAUAUUACGCGGACGCCGCGCGAGAGCGACACGACGGGCAGCCGGUAUCUCGAAAGAUGGGAGCCUACUUGUCGGAGCCGAUCACCAAGAAGAUAUCGUGCGACGAGGUGGGAAAGAACGUCGCGUACGGCGCGAGUUCCAUGCAAGGCUGGCGUAUCAGUCAGGAGGAUGCACACAACUGCUGCAUAAAUUUCGAUGACAAUACUUCAUUAUUUGCUGUGUACGAUGGUCACGGAGGGCACGAGGUAGCAACUUAUUGCGCACGUAACCUACCUGAAUUUAUCAAGCAGACUGAAGCUUACAAGAGGGGCGAUGUCGCGCAAGCUUUGAUAGAUGCCUUUCUGGGUUUCGAUGCUACCCUUACGAAGCCAGAAGUAGUGAAUAUGCUCAAAGAGCUCGCAGGGACUGGAUCAGAAAAAAAUGAGGGUGACUUGAAUGAAUCUGAUGAAGAGGAGAAUGUUAGUAAUCUGUGUAUGGAGGCGACAAUGCCAUUGGAGCAAGUAAUGGCGAAGUACCAUCAGUCAGAGAUCUCGAAUUCUCAUGUGAAAAAUCUCAAGGGCGAGAAAUGUGGUAAACGCGCGUGUUUCGCGAGCCCUUACCUACGUGGCCGGAGAGGACGCGAGAAAGCAGGUUGUUCGUCGUCUGGUGCAGGCUGUUCGUCUUCGCCCUCGUCUCUGUUACAACCACCACCACCACCACCACCACCACCACCACCACCACCACCACCACCACCAUCAUCACUGUCGCAGUCUUCAUCCUCAUCCGCUGCUGCCGCCACACCAAGCUUGGUUACAACUCCCUGGAAUACAAAUGAAACAGACGUGAGUAGUUCCAGUCAACCGUGUGGCUCCAGUCUGUCCAGCACGGUGGAGCAAAAGGAGACCGACUGUCCGGCGAGCAACGAGGCCGAGCAGGUGCUGGACUCAACGACGAGCAAUGGCAAUUCUCACGCGCCUACACCAGUGGGCUCUACUGCGGACGUGGAACCUUCCAAGUCUAUGGAUAUGCCCGACAGUUCGGAGGACGUGAAGGAGGAGGUGUCGAGUCUCAGUAAGGCACCAUGCACAGCGGAAUCUAAUGCGAACGAUGCGGACGUCAAUGGCGCGGAGACCAAGAGGAUCGGGGACGCAGACAGUAGUAAAGGCGGCGGUGACAAUGUAUCGAGCAGCUCCUGCACACCCGUGGAGAACGGAGAUGCCGGGCAGCAAGAGCGAAUAACUAGCAGUGGACGGAGAAGAAUCCAACCCAUGGAUCUUUACCAAAGUUUAUUGAAAAAAGGCAACGACGAUUCCGAGGAAGACGACGAUGACGAUGAAAAUGACGAAACAUUCGACGGCGUGCCUGAAAGUGACGAUACGGAAGAUAUCGAUGAGGAUGAAAGCGACGAGGAAGAUGACGAGAUCGAGGGAGAAGAGAUGGAUGAAGACUCCGACGACGAGACCGAUGACUUUAUGGUGAACACGGAGAAACCUGGCGCUGACAGCGGAUGCACGGCGGUGGUGGCGAUACUCAAGGGGAAGGAACUAUACGUUGCCAACGCUGGGGAUUCCCGCUGCGUCCUGUCUAGGGACGGCCAGGCUGUCGAACUCAGUCUAGACCAUAAGCCCGAAGACGAGCCAGAAAUGGAGCGUAUAGUAAAAGCAGGCGGAGGGGUGACAAGUGACGGCCGAGUGAACGGCGGCCUCAAUCUUUCUAGAGCGCUCGGCGAUCAUGCGUAUAAGCAGAACAUGGUAUUGCCGCCACAGGAACAAAUGAUUUCCGCGCUGCCGGACGUAAGGCACGUGACGAUCGACCCUGAACGAGAUGAGUUUAUGGUGCUCGCGUGCGACGGCAUCUGGAACUUCAUGUCCAGUCAAAGCGUUGUGCAAUUCGUGCGCUCUCGUUUGUCGCAAAAGUACGAGAAUCUUUCCAAGAUCUGCGAAGAGUUGUUUGAUCAUUGCCUUGCACCGGAUACUCUCGGCGAUGGGACGGGCUGCGAUAACAUGACCGCCGUGAUAGUUCAAUUCAAAUUGCCAGCGUCUGAGACCGCUAAGAGCGACACAGUUGCUGACGUGUGCGUCGCGAGGAAACGAUCAGUCUCGCCAACCGCGCCCGCCGAAGAGAAUAACGAGUGCGCCGCGGAAGAGAAUGCAGUGAAUCCGUGCAAACGCCCAAAAACCGAAGCAACUAUGUGAAGCAAGAGUCACGCAUCAUCGACCGAUAGCUGGACGAAUAAGCGGACGAAUAAAUGUGAGUUUAAGUAAAAUUACCUGCGCGUAUUACUCGGCGCGAAUCUUGAAUGGACACACGACGGCACUUACAUAGUAACAGGUGUGUGUGGAAUAACGCUAAUGUAAAGAGUUGUUAGUGCUGACCGUUGAUGGCAGACUGAUCGAUUGGAGCACGUGGGGAUGAUAUUAAGUCCCAUUUUCGCAACGGACAUGCAAGCCAUUUUUUAAUUAUCUGUUAAACGAUAUUGUGUGUGUGUGAGACAUUGCAUAUAGAAUUUUGUUUCUUCUUCUCUAAGAUCCACACAUGCAUAUGUCCACUUAUCGUCGUAUGUACGAAUGUGAAGUAUGGUCGUCUGAAGAAGAGUUUUCAGUUACAUUAAAGAAACAUUCAACGUACGGACUAAUACAUUUAUCGUGCGCAUAUUUAAAUCAGCAAUAAUACUCUUUGAUCCUGGUGGAUUUCUGGAUUACAAACAGUUUUUAUUUUAUGUCUGUUGUUUUAUUUUUGUACCCUCCACCUCUUCGAAAGCAUUUACAAGAAUAUAUUUAUGAGAAUACAUACGAUAAAUAAUACGCGUACGAUUUAAUAUAAAUGUAUAAAUUUAUACGAUAUAAAUUUAAACGUAUAAAUUUAUACGAUUUAAUAUAAAUGUAUAAAUUUCUCUUGUAGGAUUUCACAUACGUUGUAAAACUGUAGUUUCUAUCUUUAUUUUUAGUUUUACACAUCAUACGCUCACUCAUUGAUUGAAAUGAGUUUUAUACCAAUGACGCAAUGAUACGAACUGACAUAAGCAAUAAUAUUAAUUGAAGUUUAUGCCGCUUGCUUUUUUUUACCUGUAUUUAAUUUCCAUUAUUCUACAUGACCAAUCCCUAUCCUCUUGUGCUCCUCUUGCUCUUCUGUAAGUUUUAUAGUAUUUUCACAUUGCAAAAUAUUAAACACUCUUUAAAUCAUGAGGACUGAACUCAGAUAAAAUUCAGAUAUCAAUACGAGCAAAAAAUAAUGUUCUUAUCUUUAAUAAAAAGAGGACAAUUAAAUGAAUUACGUUUAUAAUUAUUAACUAUUUUAGACGUAAUAAUUGUAAUUAUGUUUGUAUCAUUGUGUCAUUUGUUUCAAACUAUAAUUUUUGUGAAAAAGUUAUCAUUAUGCGUUAAUCUCUUAAUAUUUCAAUUUAAUAAUAAUUAGGUCAAUUUAAUAAUAAUUAGGUCAACUAUUUUAUGUAUCAUCCCAUUUGCUCCAGCUACACUUACAAAGAGUAUAUUUCUUGAGUUUUUAGAUUACAUACAUAGUAUAUAAAUGUACAUAUAUUUAUAAAUGUAGACUAUAGGAUUUAUAUUUGUAAUUCAAUACAACACUAUCUCUUAUUUUUACGAAAUAGAAUUUAUUUUUGAAUCCCUGGGUAUAGUGGUUGAAUGGAUGGGUGUGCGAGUAGUUUUAAGAUGUUUAAACUAUAUUAUACGAAGGCAACUGUGCGUAUGACGCGUUACUAAUUUGUGAUUUUAUAUUAUUGGCGACGUUAAAGGACGAAAGAAACGUGAAAAAAAGACACGCACUCUCAAGUGACAAGUCACAUCAAAUACCAUCUAUUUCGGAACGAUCUAAAUUUGUUCGGAAAUUUGCGUAUAUGUCGAAAAUAUGUUUUUGUAAAUUUAUACAUAUUUGUAUAGAGAUACACACGCGCGCGCGCACACACACACAUACAAACAUACUAUAUAUUCUUUUUCUCUCUUUGUAGUUCUUUGGGGAAACGGCAAAGGUAUUUCGUAUUGCGAAGAAAUUUUGGCAAGAUAUUACAAUAUUUAGAGUAUUUGGAUAUAUAAGUGGAAUACUUGUGGUGUUGCGAAGAGAGAGUCGCGGAAUUCUUUCUAUCAUUGAAAACAAACGUGAAAUAUUUAUAACAUUAUGAAACGAAUGUAAGAUACUUGUAGCGAACAAAUGCAAAAUAUGAGCAGAGCAUAUUGUACCUGGAAGUAAGCCUAUGUUUUACAUAGCUGCUGAAAAACGAUCAGUUUCUUUAUAAGCGAUCUCUUUUUGCAGUAAUUAAAUAAAAGAUAUCUGCUCUUAAAUUUAUAUAUUUAUCUCUAUUCGUGCAAUAUGCUCAUUUGUAUCUGCUCAAUGUGAAUACAAGCAAACUGGGAAAGCGUGUGUUAAAAACAAAGAAAAUUUCCAUGGAACUUUGGUCUAACGUGCUUACAUACCGAAUCAAUGAAUUAAUGUUAUUAUCUGACGCUAAUCGCGAUACUUGUCUCGUUAAAAUUCGAUUUUACAAAAUUGUGAUAAACGCGCGCACACACACACACACACACACACACACACACACAUAAACACACGAUAAAUAAACGUAUAAACGGGAACUACGGAAAAAAAUGUUACCUGUUUGCAAAGAUACGUAUGAAAUAACAUGAAAUGUUAUCACUCACGAAAUCGACUUAAAAACGGUGAGUCGCGACCCAGUUUGGUUACCCUCGACAUGUUUGCGAUAUUUGAGAUUUUCUGCUAUAAUAUAUAGCUCUUUUCUCUCUCGAUGCUCGCGUAUAAUCUCGCAGUGGUUAUUAGACAGUAAAACUUUGUCGAAGGAAUGACCUCUAGUUGAACGCAUACGCGCAAUCACGAUAUUUAUGUAAAUACCGUUUGCAAGGUGAUCAGUAGCGUUUAUCGAUACUAGUGUGGUAUCUAGUAUCACUCGGAAUGAACUGAUGUGCCUUUCCAAUUCAGGGGUUGACAACCUCCGCAACAUAUGUAUGUACAUUCGACUCCGUCUCACGAAGAAAGGUUUGCGCCCAAACACUGUCUUUAGCUGCAAACUUCGUCAUACACUUAUGUAUAAUAUCUUGUUUCAUAAUAUACAUGUCGCUCGAA